Messenger RNA from Dermochelys coriacea (leatherback sea turtle), 1516 nucleotides. RefSeq names its product olfactory receptor 10C1-like. The record is from RefSeq and is a predicted model, not a curated record. Gene Ontology annotation, biological process: G protein-coupled receptor signaling pathway. NCBI's taxonomy places the organism in Eukaryota, Metazoa, Chordata, Testudines, Dermochelyidae. The transcript has a single exon. Gene Ontology annotation, cellular component: membrane. Bases 4 to 981 code for a protein of 325 amino acids. Gene Ontology annotation, molecular function: olfactory receptor activity; G protein-coupled receptor activity.
AUUAUGGAAAAUGGAAAAGGAAGAAACCAGACACCCAUCGUGGAAUUUAUCCUCUUAGGAUUUGGGAAUGUCCCUGAACUGCAGCCCCUUCUCUUCCUCGUGUUUCUAGUGAUCUUCAUUGUGACUGUGGCAGGGAACAUCCUCAUUGUUGCACUAGUUGUGGCUGAUUGCCACCUUCACACCCCUAUGUACUUCUUCCUGGGGAACUUGUCCUGCCUGGAGAUCUGCUACACCUCCACCUUGCUACCCAGGCUGCUGGCCAGUCUCCUGACUGGGGACAGAACCAUUUCUGUUAAGGGCUGCAUUUUGCAAACAUAUUUCUUUGGUAUUCUGUCAGCUACAGAAUCUCUGCUGCUUGCGGCAAUGUCUUAUGAUCGGUACUUAGCUAUAUGCAAUCCACUUCGUUAUGCUGCUCUGAUGAAUCGGAGGGUUUGUUGCCAGCUAGUGGCAGGGUCCUGGAUAAGUAGCUUUCUGGGCUGCACCACAAUAAAUAUUUUGUUGUUUGAAUCAAAGUUUUGUGAUUCAAAAGGAAUUGACCAUUUCUUUUGUGAUUUUUCACCUGUGAUAAAGCUGUCCUGUGACGAUACCAAGACUGUGCAAGUGCUGACAUUUAUUGUCUCUGCCAUAGGGACAUUUGUGCCAUGUCUACUGGUCCUGACAUCCUACAUUCGUAUCAUCACCACCAUCCUGAGAAUCCCUUCCACCACAGGGAGGCAAAAGGCCUUUUCCACCUGCUCCUCUCACCUCAUUGUGGUUAUAGUUUACUAUGGGACACUGAUUACUGUCUAUGUGGUUCCAACAGCUAACACUCACAAGGUCCUACACAAACUCUUCUCUGUCUUCUACACAGUCCUGACUCCCAUGAUCAACCCUGUCAUCUACAGCCUGAGAAACAAGGAGGUCACUGAGUCCCUGAGAAAAGCUAUUCUUAAACUGAUUGUUUUCAGAAACAGGCAUAGAACUUUAAAGGACAAAUUUUAGCAUAUAGUAAAAUAGAGAUGAACUGGUAUAGUUUCUUAGACAUGGCCCAUUGGAGUCCUUGAGAACCCCUCAUUGACCUUACUUCAUCAAUUUUCUUUCUUUCUUUCUUUCUUUCUUUCUUUCUUUUACUCUGAUACUUUUUCAGCAUUAAUCUUUCAUACAUUUAAUACACAUUUCUUUAUACAAAACUUGAUACCAUAAGAGACAUUCUUUAUGAAAAAUGUUUUCUUUUCCAGACACACAUUUCAGUAAAGCACUCUGCUUCAUGCAUCUAUACAUGCAUCCAUACAUGAACACUGGUGCCCAAAUUCUGCAAGGAGCUGAACAUCUUUUGAGUGGCUCUGGGUCUCUUCCACUCCCACUGAAGCCAAUGACAUUCAUUCUCCACUGAUUAGGAUCCUCUGUUGUCAAUUUUCAGAGUGGUAGCCAUGUUAGACUGUAUCAGCAAAAACAAAGAGGAGUCCUUGUGGCACCUUAGAGACUAACACAUUUAUUUGGGCAUAAGCUUUCGUGGGCUAAAACCCACUUCAUCAGA